This is a messenger RNA of Candidozyma haemuli, 510 nucleotides long. RefSeq lists its product as uncharacterized. Gene Ontology annotation, cellular component: cytoplasm. The record is from RefSeq and is a predicted model, not a curated record. Gene Ontology annotation, molecular function: zinc ion binding. The transcript has a single exon. Bases 1 to 510 code for a protein of 169 amino acids. Lineage: Eukaryota; Fungi; Ascomycota; Pichiomycetes; Serinales; Metschnikowiaceae.
AUGAAAAUCACCUUCAGAUUAUCCACCGAGUUGUCGUACACUGUAACAGUGCCUGAUAACUCCACCGUGGAGGACCUUGCUAACGCUGCCAAGGUGGGCUGCCCUCCAGAAACGUCGUUGCCUUCGGAUUUUAAGCUCAUUUAUAAUGGUUCUCGUUUGGCUCCGUUUUAUAAGCCGCUAGAGACGUUUAACUUGGUUCCUUCGAACUCCCACAAUACGGUCAUUCUUAUGAACGCUGCUGACGCUCCAGAAGCAACGCCGGCUCCGGCUAAAACACCUGCUACUUCUACAAAGAAGAAGUCCAAGAAGAACCGCUGCUCGUUCAGCUCAUGCACUUCGGUUGCCCUUAGAAUGGUGGGCGACUGUGGCCACUGCAACGGCAAGUUCUGCGCCAAACACCGUCUUUUGGAGGACCACUCUUGCACGGGCUUGCAGUAUUGCAAGGACGAUGCCCAUGAGAGAAACGCCAUGAAGCUUCAGAGCGAAAGCACUAUUGCAUCUAGAGUUUAG